AUGCGCGUGUACACCCCCCUGUUGUUUGCCGUCGCAGCUAUUUCCUUUGUGAUCAGUGCUGCGAUUACGAUUGACACCGAGCAGACCGAAGACUCGACGGUGACUAGCGGUGCAAUCGCUGACAAGCGUUUCCUGGGCGUUCUCAAGGAGGUGGAAUGGACAGAGAUCGUCAAGGAGUUGGUUGAAAACUUGAAAGAAGUGCACAAGGUUCGAGAGCUUUUCGACAGGUGGUGCGUGGAAGAUGAUACGUCCGGAAGGAACAGGAAGAAGAUCAAAAGGGUGAACAGAGACCCGAGGAUUCGCGCUCUCCGCAGGCUGUACCAGAGACUAAAGGCCCGCCGAGGUCGUCGAAACCUGAGAGAAGCGAGUGUAGAUUGUGGGUUCCAGCAAGUUGUAUAA
Molecule: messenger RNA, 399 nt
Organism: Peronospora matthiolae
Lineage: Eukaryota; Oomycota; Peronosporomycetes; Peronosporales; Peronosporaceae
Source: the annotation of a GenBank genome assembly